AGUGUUGCGUUUUGUUGGAUUCUCACGUUUUGACGGCGACUUUAAUUGGAUUCACUUAUUACACUAUUUGUGUUGAGUGUUUCAGUGUUGCUUGUGACAGUUGGUGAAGAAGAAGAGAACGAUCAUGUUCUUUAUUUCCGCAACUCAGUGCUUGUAAUGCAAAAUAAUAUUAAGGCACACAGCUGGGCAAAUCUCGUGCGUACCUUACACUAAAUAAAAGAAAGGUGUUGAGGCCGUCUACGAAGAAAAAUUUGCAAAAAAAAAAAAAAAAAAAUAUUGAUAAAGUCUGGAUAGUUGCCAAACACUUAAUAACAAACCUGUGCCAGUGUAGCAGCUGAUUGUUGAGUCCACUCAUCACUGUCCAGGAAAACAUUGUUAAUUCGCUAUUGUGCUUGAGAGAUUCAAGUAUACUGUUGGCAACUUCUUAUUUAAUCAAAAUGGCUGAUGAUAAAAUGAAAGGUGAUCAGGAUUUUAAGAACCACAGUAAUAAUUCAACUACUUCUCCUCUUCAAGCAAAGCCAGCAUCGGGGUUGAAGCCAAACUAUGCCCUCAAGUUUACCCUAGCUGGCCACACAAAAGCUGUGUCAGCUGUGAAAUUCAGCCCAAAUGGAGAAUGGCUUGCAAGUUCAUCUGCUGAUAAACUGGUGAAGAUUUGGGGUGCCUAUGAUGGCAAAUUUGAGAAAUCAAUCACAGGUCACAAACUUGGUAUCUCAGAUGUAGCUUGGUCUUCUGAUAGCCGCCUGCUUGUGUCUGCCAGUGAUGAUAAAACCCUCAAGAUCUGGGAACUGAGCUCAGGGAAAUGUUUGAAGACAUUAAAAGGACACAGCAAUUAUGUUUUCUGUUGCAAUUUCAAUCCCCAAUCCAACUUGAUUGUCUCAGGCUCAUUUGACGAGAGUGUGCGCAUCUGGGACGUCAAAACCGGAAAAUGUUUGAAAACCCUUCCUGCCCAUUCAGAUCCCGUAUCAGCGGUUCAUUUUAACCGGGACGGAUCUCUUAUCGUUUCGUCAAGCUACGAUGGCCUUUGCCGCAUCUGGGACACGGCUUCCGGCCAGUGCCUAAAAACGCUGAUCGAUGAUGACAAUCCUCCCGUCUCGUUUGUCAAAUUUUCACCCAACGGAAAAUACAUCCUGGCUGCAACUCUCGACAACACACUGAAGUUGUGGGACUAUUCCAAGGGCAAAUGCUUGAAAACCUACACCGGCCACAAAAACGAGAAAUAUUGCAUCUUUGCCAAUUUUUCGGUUACUGGAGGAAAAUGGAUCGUUUCCGGCUCUGAAGACAACAUGGUUUAUAUUUGGAACUUGCAAACGAAGGAAAUUGUUCAGAAACUUCAAGGACACACCGAUGUCGUGCUGUGUACUGCAUGCCAUCCGACCGAUAAUAUCAUCGCAUCUGCUGCAUUGGAGAACGAUAAGACUAUCAAGCUCUGGCGUUCCGACACGUAGACCGCGCAUUUAGCUUUGUCGCAAUGAACCAACAACAAAAAAAUGGGAAAAAAGACGAUGAAAAGCAGUUUUGAGGUGUGUACUUUAUAGGAGAAUUUUGAGAAAAAAAAUGCAAUUUCUUGGUAUAAAAAGUUUCCUGGCAUUCUUGACUUCUCAUGGCCUCCUCGUCGACAAUACAAACAUCUUUUUUUUUAA
Daphnia pulicaria is the source of this 1640-nucleotide messenger RNA. RefSeq names its product WD repeat-containing protein 5 (gene wds). The transcript is spliced from 9 exons. Gene Ontology annotation, cellular component: Set1C/COMPASS complex. The coding region runs from base 438 to 1445 and encodes 335 amino acids. NCBI's taxonomy places the organism in Eukaryota, Metazoa, Arthropoda, Branchiopoda, Diplostraca, Daphniidae. The record is from RefSeq and is a predicted model, not a curated record. Gene Ontology annotation, molecular function: histone binding.